Molecule: messenger RNA, 2322 nt
Organism: Dovyalis caffra
Lineage: Eukaryota; Viridiplantae; Streptophyta; Magnoliopsida; Malpighiales; Salicaceae
Source: the annotation of a GenBank genome assembly
AUGAAAGGCGGCCAAGCUUCACCAAUGUUCCCUACUAAUGGCAAGAAACGUGGCUGUGCUUUUGAAAAUCCAGAACCCUCCUCUCCAAAGGUUACUUGUAUUGGUCAAGUGAGAGUGAAGACCAAGAAACAAGGCAAGAAACUGAGAACAAGAUCGAAGAGAAGAGGAGAGAUAAGUUUUAGAAGAGUAGACCAAAACAGCAGUACUUUUGAAGGGAGCAAUCAUCAUCAAGAUUUGAUAAACAAUCAGUUCUUGAAUCAGCAGCAGCAACAGGAGGGUUUGUCUCACAGGAAUCAAAGAUGGGUUCAUUUGCCUGUCACUAUAUGUGAAGCUUUAAGGGCUUUUGGAGCCGAGUUUAAUUGCUUUUUACCUUGCCGGUCUUCAUGUAUGGCAAGCGAGAAAGAGAAGGAAGAGAAGGCAGCCGCAGCAGGAUCUGAUAACAAUGGUAGUAGCUCUUGUGGGGCGAUGUUUGCAAGAUGGUUGGUGGCAGUGCAAGAGGGAGAAGAGAAAGGGAGGGAGAUAGAAUUGGUGGUUGGAGAAGGAGGAGGAGGAGGAGGAGGAGGAGGAGGAGGAGGAGGAGAAGAAGAAGAAGAAGAAGAAGAAGAAGAAGAACAAAGAGAUGAGAGGAGGAGGAGUUAUAGGAGACACGUUUUUGAAGAGAUUGAAUUUAAGGAUGAGAAAUUUGAAGGAGGAAAUGAAGUUUUGCCAGAAGAGGAAGCAAGGGUAAGUAUUUGUAUACCACCAAAGAAUGCUUUGUUAUUGAUGAGGUGUAGAUCUGAUCCUGUGAAAAUGGCUGCUCUUGCUAAUAAGUUUUGGGAAGCACCUGCUCCACAUGAUGGAGAAGAUGAAGAAGAAGGUAGCGAAGGGGGCGAAAAGGGUAGAAAUUUGGGAGUAGAAGAAGAGAAGUGUAUUAAUGUAGAAGAUAGAAUACAAGUUGGGCAAAGUGAUGAAGAGGAGGAGCAAAUAAAAGUCGGGCAAGAAAUUUUUAUGGAGCAGGAAGAGGAUCUGAUUGUGUCUGAAAAGUUGGUUUCUUGUGAAACUAUUGAGGCGCAGCAUCAAAUUAUUCAGGAAACUGAAGAAAGUUUGGUUCUUUUGGAAGGAGACGGUGGAGCAGAUAGCGAAGAAGUCAGAAGCACAGAAGAUAAUGUUGAUGUUGUUGUACAAGAAGGGAAUUUAGUGAAGCAAGAAGAAGAGGAAUCAGAAAUCCAUGAGGUCAUGAACCAGCCAACAGCCUUAACACAAGAAACUGUUAAUCUAUGCAGUGAUCAGUCUUCACUUGAUCAAGAAAUUGUAGAUCCACAGGCCUUGAUGAAUCACGAAAAUGAAUACAAGUUGGUUCGAGAGAAUGAGGGUAAUCAAGAAGACAGAGCGGUCAAAGCAGAAGAGGAACAAGCAGUAGACUUGAGUGAUGACAUGGAGGAGAAUUCAGUGUCCGUGCAGUUUCAGCAAGAAAGUUUAGAAGUCGCCGUCCAAGAGUUACAGGGCCAAGAACCUGCAGGGUCUCAUUCAGCAGCUGAAUUACAGGUACAAGAGUCAAAGGGAGAGAAAGAGACCGAGGAAGAAGAGGAAGGACAGACGGGGACCCAUGAAAGAUCUGAACCCGAAUACCCAGAAGCCCGGGAAUCAGGUCAAACGGAUACGGGUCUCAAGUCAAAGGAAAGAGAUAAUGGUCAACCACUGUUGCCAGAUUGCUUGCUGCUAAUGAUGUGUGAGCCCAAGCUGUCCAUGGAGGUAUCCAAAGAAACUUGGGUUUGCAGUACAGACUUCAUAAGAUGGAUGCCAGAGCAUUCAAGGCCAGUCAAUAAAACGGACGGUAAAGAUGAGCCGAAGAAAAGAGUCAGCAUCGACAUUAAUCCUGCGCAGGUGCAUAAUAAUAAUAAGAACAACAGCCAUGACAACUAUAACUUGCAGCAGCCACAUAGGUCUUCUUGCUCAUAUCCGGCUAAGCCGCCGGCUCGUGGAGCCGGGACGGAGCCCAUGUCGACAAUGAUAGAGCAGAAGCUGGUGGGAGCCAAGGCAUAUGAGCCGUUUGUUCUGACACGCUGCAAGUCUGAGCCAAUGAGGACAGUUUCUAAGCUUGCGCCAGAGGCUUGCUUCUGGAAGAAUAGGAAGAUUGAGCCGCAUCGACCAGCGGCUACGCUUGGGGUCGGCGCGGCUGGGAUAAGGGAACGUUAUGUGUUGUUAGAUGUUGAGAAUGAUGGUAGAGUAGAGUGCAUGUUACCAUAUGGUCCACUAUGGGUCAAUUUUGAGGCGUUUGAUUGUGAGGAUGUGGCUGUGGAUGUUGGUGUUGGUGUUGGUGUGAGAUUGGAAUUUUGCAAAUAA